GACAAGAUGUUUCGCACCCCCAAGUGCUCACGGUGCCGGAACCAUGGCUAUCUGGUGCCAGUCAAGGGCCACGCGGGCAAGUGUCGCUGGAAGCAGUGCAUCUGCGAUAAGUGUUACCUGAUCACCGAGCGCCAGAAGAUCAUGGCUGCCCACAAGGUGCUCAAGACCCAAGCUGCCGAGGAGCAGGAGGUGACCACGGGCACCCAGGGGCCCCAGCUGCCUCCCGGGGCUCCGGUGGCGGCAGCCACAGCGGCCGCCUCCUCGAGCUCGAGCAUUUGCCCACUGCCCAGGGUGGCUCCGGGAGGCUCCCGGCCAGGCCCCGUGGUCACCUGCUUCCUCGAGAGGCCCCCGCCGGUCCGCAGCCCGGGUCUGAGCGCCUUCCAGCGGGUCCCAGGCGGCCGCCCGGGCCCCAGCACCUUCCAGUCUGGCCUGGGGGUUCCCGGGGGACCGCACGACCGUCCCUCGGCGUGGCUGCCCCAGGGCAGCCCGCAGGUGCCCAGGCCCGAGCCCUACGGCCCCGAGCAGCGCCUGCCAGUGCGGCCCGUGCCCCGACUGCCGUUCACCGACUACGGGCAUCCUCUGAGAUUCAGCUCUGAUCACGUGGUGGGAACCGGGUACCCUGAGAGAGAGCCUUUCAACCAGUGCCCUGCCUGUGUCCCCAUGCCAUCCUACCAGCCCUUCCCGCUGGAUGGCCAGGAUGCAUCCUCAGCUGUGGGGAUCCCGCAGCAUAGAAGCUUCCGUCAUGUCUCCUGUAGCCCCUACCAUGGAGGCAGCUUGGUGUCGGAACCAGCCCGAGACCUCCAACCAACCUACUGCUCACCGCCGCCACCGCCGCUCCCACCUGCACCGUCGCAGCCACAGCAGCCCCCGUUCCUCCCACGUAACUACCUCUCUGCUCUCCACUUCCUGCCGCCGCCACCGCCGCCGCCUUCUCCACCGUCCUUCUCACUGACCAUCCUGUAUGACACAGACACGGAGAAUACCAAUGACCAGGACGCAGAGGCAGAGGUGCCCAGCCAGUCAAGCCAGCACUCCUCCCAGGAGCACUCUUCCUAG
Messenger RNA from Chionomys nivalis (European snow vole), 1056 nucleotides. RefSeq names its product DMRT like family B with proline rich C-terminal 1 (gene Dmrtb1). The record is from RefSeq and is a predicted model, not a curated record. The coding region runs from base 7 to 1056 and encodes 349 amino acids. Gene Ontology annotation, molecular function: RNA polymerase II cis-regulatory region sequence-specific DNA binding; DNA-binding transcription factor activity, RNA polymerase II-specific. The transcript has 4 exons. Gene Ontology annotation, cellular component: nucleus. Gene Ontology annotation, biological process: germ cell development; regulation of transcription by RNA polymerase II; sex differentiation. NCBI's taxonomy places the organism in Eukaryota, Metazoa, Chordata, Mammalia, Rodentia, Cricetidae.